AUGGCUCCAGCCUCGCUGAAAGUCUCAGACAGCCAAGAACAUGGGGACGACGAGCUGGAAACCUCAGACACGAGACGAAAUGCUUUCGGCGCGCGAGUUGCUGAGCAAAGUACAAGUGCAGAGCCAAACUUGCAGGACUCUUCAAGGAAUGAGACACCCAGACUCCAACUCCCGGUUGGAUCUCCUAGGCAGCAAGGGCAAGAUAUUCUGCCACAACAAUCUAAAGCUCCAGUUCAUUCGCCGCCCGGCAUACUCAAGUCCGCCUCAGUUGGUCGCAACCGAGGAUAUUCCUUGAGACGCGCGCUUUUCACUCAGAACGUGCAGAAGCAGAUACCUGACCAUGCGGGGACCUUCGAGCUGGACUCAUCGAAAGAGGAGAGUCAGAAGAGUGGUUACCGCCCGACAACGGUCACGGUCGAAGAGUCGCAGGAAGAGUCAGCCAGUCGUCUACAGGAGUCUGUGCGACUAUCAGACUCCAAGCUUGAGCUGCCUCUUUACCGCCAGUGGAUGGCGAAGCAGUCUUCGCGAACGACCUUAUUGAAAACACUAAAGGAGAUCUACCGUCAGUUCAAACACAAGGUUAUUCGAGCUAACGCCAUCACAUCGAGUGUUGAUGGGCGGCACGUAAAGGUGAAUGUACACGAUGACGAACUGCCAAUCGAUGAGAGGUCCGGAAAGCCACACAUCGACAAUCUUAUUCGCUCCUGUCGCUACACGCCCUGGAAUUUUGUACCCAAACAGCUCGUGGCUCAGUUUGGGAAACUCGCGAACUUCUACUUCCUGUGCGUCUCUAUCCUGCAAAUGAUACCUGGUCUCAGCACCACUGGCACAUACACCACUAUCAUACCGUUGCUAAUCUUUGUUGCAAUCUCAAUGGCCAAGGAAGGCUACGACGAUAUAAGGAGACACCGUCUGGAUAAGGAGGAAAACGAGCGCACGGCCCAUGUUCUCAGAAUUACUCCGUCUUGUCCCCACAACACUGAGUGGCAGGAGAAGAAAUGGAGCGAUGUUCGCGUAGGCGAUGUUGUCCUGUUGAACAGGAACGCCGGCAUCCCUGCAGAUCUAGUACUUCUACAUGCCAACGAACCAACGGAUACAGCUUACGUGGAAACAAAAAGCCUUGAUGGGGAAACAAAUCUCAAAUCAAAGAAGCCCCUGGCCGACAUCAGUGAAGCCUGCCAGGAUCCACGAUCCAUCUCUCGACUGGCAGCCGAAUUUGUGGUGGAAGAUCCCAACCUCGAUCUCUACAAAUUCGACGGCAGGGUAACAAUCAACGGAAAUACACUGCCACUGACCAAUUCCGAAAUCCUGUACCGUGGCAGCGUGCUGCGCAAUACGCCGUCCGCGGUAGGCCUGGUCAUUUACUCGGGUGAAGAAUGUAAGAUCAGGAUGAACGCCAACAAGGCACCCCGUACAAAGGCACCGGCUUUGCAGGCCAAGGUCAACAGGGUGGUCGUAUUUGUUGCGUCGCUUGUCCUCUUCAUGGCCAUCAUAUUGACUGUGGCAUAUCAGAUCUGGCGCCGAACGACAGAGAACAAGUCAUGGUACCUGCAGGAUGCGAGGGUGCCCUUCGGCCAAGUCUUCACCUCCUUCAUUAUCAUGCUGAACACGAUGCUGCCGUUGAGCUUGUAUGUGUCGCUCGAAAUCGUCAAGGUCUCUCAGAUGUUCUUGAUGAAUGAUGUGGACAUGUACGACCCGGAGUCGGAUACUCCAAUGGAACCACACACUUCGACCAUCAACGAAGAGCUCGGGCAGGUCUCUUACAUCUUCUCCGACAAGACAGGGACACUUACCAAUAACUCGAUGAAGUUUCGAAAGCUGAGCGUCGCUGGCACUGCAUGGCUGCAUGACCUUGAUCUGCGAGAGGAUGCAGCCGAUGAGGCUGGACAGCAGCGGCUAAGACACAAGAAGCGAGGCGGCAAAGAGAAAGAGCCUGACGCCGAGAAGAAGCAAAGGAUGCCUUUCUCAAAGCUGUUGCUUAAGCCUACCACAUCGCCUGGUAUCCAUGAUGGAGAGGACCAACAGACGCGGGACGCAGCAGACGCGAACUGGAGACCAUCCAAUGGCACCAACUUGACGCUAGAAGCCGGUAAGACGCAAGACAUGCUCGAGUACAUUUACCGCCGGCCUCAGACGGUUUUCGCACGAAAGACCCGAUUCUUCCUGCUGUCGUUAGCGCUUUGCCACACUUGUAUUCCGGAGAAAGAUGACCAGGGCGAGAUGACUUAUCAAGCCGCGUCUCCUGACGAGCUAGCCUUGGUAAAGGCAGCCCAAGACUUGGGAUAUAUUGUGACUGAUCGACAAGCCAAAAGUGUGACGGUCAAAACAUAUGCCGAUGGGGAUGAGGCUUCUCCGAUCUAUGAAACGUACGAGGUUCUGGACGUGAUCGAAUUCUCAAGUGCGAGAAAGCGGAUGUCAAUAGUGGUCCGCCUCCCCGACAGACGGAUCUGCCUGAUUAUCAAGGGCGCGGACAGUACCAUCCGGAAACUUCUACGCCUGGCAGAUCUGGCUGCGACCGAAGUGCAGGCGGUGGAAAGACGUGCAAGCCAGCGAAAAAGUGUUGAGACGCAAGAGGCGUUAAGGAGGCGUAGCUCUCAGUUGAACUGGAAAUCAGGUUCCGUCUACGGAGCUGACACCGUUUCUCCGCGACCGAGUGGCGUGUCUUUUGACCGUUCUCGAAGCGCUCGGGAAAGCAUUGACCAUUGGUUGAAAGAUCGUGAGCACGAAGCAAGCACGUCCCAGCAGCGCAAGAGUUCUCAAUUCUAUUCACCUCGACCUUCCCUACAACUUCUUUCUCGCAAAUCCGAGAGCUACAGCGGGAGGGUGCACCACUCGCCUCAAAUCACACCUCGUACGUCUAUGCAAGUGGAUGGCACAGAGGAGCUUGUUGAGGAAAGCCUCGUAGUUGACGACCAUGCUGUCUUCGAACGAUGUUUCCAACACAUUGAUGACUUUGCGACUGAGGGCUUGCGUACCCUUAUGUAUGCAUAUCGAUACUUGACGGAAAAUGAAUACAAUGAGUGGAAGCAUAUCUACUUCUCGGCUACGACAAGCAUCACAGAUCGGCAAGAAAAGAUUGAGCGUGCAGCAGAGCUUGUCGAGACCAAGCUGGAGUUGUUAGGAGCCACUGCAAUCGAGGACAAGCUCCAAAAAGGAGUCCCCGACGCCAUUGAGCGGUUUCGGAGAGCAGGUAUCAAGAUGUGGAUGCUUACUGGCGACAAACGUGAGACGGCCAUCAACAUUGGCCAUUCAUGUCGACUUAUCAAGCACUAUUCUGCAGUUAUAGUCCUGGAUCAUGAGCUUGGAGAUCUCAACUGCCGGAUGGCCGACGCAUUUGCCCACAUGAGCGAUGAGAAGACGAUACACUCUGUCCUGGUCAUUGACGGUCAAACUCUCGCCAUCAUUGACGCAGACGAGGCUGCGAAGGCGCUCUUCACCGAUGUUGCCAUCCGUGCCGACUCUGUGAUAUGUUGUCGGGCUUCCCCAAGUCAAAAGGCGUCGCUCGUCGCCACUAUCCGAACCAAAGUCAAGGGCUCCGUAACCUUAGCAAUUGGUGACGGCGCGAACGAUAUUGCUAUGAUCCAGGAAGCCCAUCUCGGAAUCGGCAUCGCUGGCAAAGAAGGCCUCCAGGCCGCUCGGACCUCUGAUUACUCGAUUGCGCAAUUUCGCUUCUUGUUGAAACUGCUGUUGGUCCAUGGACGCUGGAACUAUGUUCGAAUCUGCAAAUAUCUCCUCGGCACCUUUUGGAAGGAAAUGCUAUUCUACCUCUGCCAAGCCUUGUUUCAACGGUGGAACGGUUAUACUGGGACCAGUCUGUACGAACCAUGGAGUCUCUCCAUGUUCAAUACCCUCUUCACUUCUCUCCCGGUGGUCUUCAUGGGGGUCUUUGAGAAAGAUCUGUCAGCACCGACCCUGUUAGCAGUUCCGGAACUGUACAACAUCGGCCAGAGGAAUCAAGGCUUCAACUUCCGAGCCUACGUCAGAUGGUGUACGCUAGGUGCUUGCGAGGCUGUCCUUGUGUACUUUCUGGUCCACAAUAUUUACGGCCUGGCAUGGUUCACGCAAGAUCAAGAGCUCUACGCCUUUGGGGACCUGGUCUACUCUGUCUGCGUCGUCGUGAUCUCGCUCAAGAUGCAGUUCAUCGAGCUGCACAACAAAGCCCUGCCGGCCGCCAUUGCGAUCUUCUUGUCAGUUGGUGGCUGGUGGCUGUGGAACCUGAUACUGUCCUGCAUAUACCCCUUCAGCCCCAUCUACAACGUGAACCAUGCCUUCUUGGAUAGAUUUGGGCGCAACCUUUUGUGGUGGGUGACUUUGAUAUUGACUGUGGCGGCAGUCUGCUUGGUCGAGGUCACGAUCAAGGCAGUCAAAGCCACUGUCUGGCCGAGUGAUGUGGAUGUUUUCCAGGGGUUUGAACAAGAUAGAGAAGUGCGCAAGCGCUUCGAAGAAGCCUCUGCUGAGCUGCUGCAGCAAGGAUGGGAUAGAGGGACAAAGAAGUCGAGCCUGGAAAUUGCCCGCGAGACCGCUGAGCAGGCGGAACGAGAGGCGCAAGUUGAAGAGCUACUCCAGAAGCCCCGAGGAAUGACGACGGAAACAAGACCGAAGACGAAGAGGAAUGAAUCGGGGUUUAGCAUGAAGUCGAGCACCAGCACGAAGCGACAACAGAACCCAGCGAAUCGGAGUCACGAAAUGACCCAAGUCCCACAGCCUCCUCCGGGGCGAAAAUCGAUUGAUAUUGGUGAACUAUUCAGCAAAGGAUAUGGCGCCGUGCGCAGGAAUUAG
Molecule: messenger RNA, 4779 nt
Organism: Cladophialophora carrionii CBS 160.54
Lineage: Eukaryota; Fungi; Ascomycota; Eurotiomycetes; Chaetothyriales; Herpotrichiellaceae
Exons: 1
Coding region: 1-4779 (1592 amino acids)
Biological process (GO): post-Golgi vesicle-mediated transport; intracellular protein transport; endocytic recycling
Cellular component (GO): plasma membrane
Molecular function (GO): magnesium ion binding; ATP binding; ATPase-coupled intramembrane lipid carrier activity
Source: RefSeq, a predicted model, not a curated record